AAAUUAUCCCCGUAUCUUUGCCAAAUCGUUUGAGCACACCAAAGGUCAGCUUUCUCACAAUGUCGAUCCACAAGCUAGAAGACAAAGUGGCCAUCAUCACUGGCGGAGCAAGCGGCAUCGGCAAAGCUACCGCCUCCCUUUUCGCCGAUCACGGCGCUCACGUCGUGAUCGCCGACAUCCAAGACGAACUCGGCCAGCAGGUAGCCGCCUCAAUCGGUUUCAAAAACUGCAGCUACAUUCACUGUGAUGUUGCCGAUGAAGAGCAAGUGAAAGCCAUGGUCGAAUGGACCGUCCAGAAUCACGGCCGACUCGACAUCAUGUUCAGCAACGCCGGGAUGAUCCGUGCCACCAAGGCCACCACCAACUCCGACCAGAACAUCCUCGAUAUCGACUUCGUAGCCUUCGAUCGGCUCUUCGCCGUCAACGUCCGUGGCAUGGCAGCGUGCGUUAAACACGCGGCCCGUGCCAUGGUCGAGAAGAAAGUAAGAGGAAGCAUCAUCUGCACGGCGAGUGUCUGCGCCAGUAGCGGCGGCGACCAGGAUGUUGAUUACUUUAUGUCGAAGCAUUCGGUGUUGGGAUUAGUAAGGUCGGCGAGCAAGCAGCUGGGGCCCUAUGGGAUAAGGGUGAACAGCAUAUCGCCGUUCGUGGUGGCGACGCCGUUAAUGUGUGAACUCAUGGGAAGGGAAGCGGAGGAAACUGAGAAGAUUUUCGAAGGGCUGACAAAGUUGAAAGGGGUGGUGGUGAAAGAGAAGCACGUGGCUGAUGCAGUGUUGUUUCUGGCCUCCGGCGAUUCGGAGGUGGUCAGCGGCCAUGACAUGGUGGUGGACGCCGGCUUUUUGGUCAAAUAAUUUAAUUUGUGGCGUGUCCGACUAAAUGAUCGCCAAAUCUUCUGCCUUUUACUUGCUCCUUUGUUUUUAUUAUAUGCUUUGGUACGUGUGUGUUUCUUUCAUCUUUUGUAUCGAUGUGGGACGUGUAUUAUUUUAUUUCCUCAA
Molecule: messenger RNA, 992 nt
Organism: Hibiscus syriacus
Lineage: Eukaryota; Viridiplantae; Streptophyta; Magnoliopsida; Malvales; Malvaceae
Product: short-chain dehydrogenase reductase 3b-like
Exons: 1
Coding region: 60-848 (262 amino acids)
Source: RefSeq, a predicted model, not a curated record